Molecule: messenger RNA, 2899 nt
Organism: Oncorhynchus mykiss (rainbow trout)
Lineage: Eukaryota; Metazoa; Chordata; Actinopteri; Salmoniformes; Salmonidae
Source: RefSeq, a predicted model, not a curated record
CGCUAUCCUACGCCCUGGUGUAGUUGCAAUCGAGGAGCAAUGGUGCUUGGAGUAUAUCUAGGCUUCGAUGUUUUGGGGAACUCAAUUCAACAUUUAGAACACAAGGACAAUUAUACAUUUCGGGGAAUAUGAACAAGGAGGCUAUUCCCUGUCGGACUGCUUCAUUGAAAUUCACUAUUGACAAUAUUCUUAAUCUGAAGCAAAACAACAAGAGCAAUUUAGACGCAUAUGAUGCAAAAGGGCAGAGCGACACCAGGUGUACAAAUUAUUUUACGCCCCGAUAUGAGGACUACGAUGUUCAGAGAAGUCAUGAGUCAGACUACACAACCCACGAAACAGCGCAAACAAACAGCGCCCACCACGAUGCAGCUUGUGUGCGUUCAGUCUGUGCGGAGGACGUCGACGCAACGAAGAUGAUUGACACUUGUCCAAGGACAGAGAGUACGAGCAGCUGCGACGACGUAUCUGAGCAACAUGAAGGAAACUCGAAAACCAAAGCAAUGGCAAAGAAGAAAACACGCACGAUAUUCUCCAAGAGACAGAUUUUUCAGCUGGAAUCUACCUUUGACAUGAAAAGAUACCUGAGCAGUGCAGAACGGGCAUGUCUGGCGAAUUCCUUACAACUUACCGAGACUCAAGUGAAAAUUUGGUUCCAGAAUCGCCGGAAUAAAUUGAAGCGACAGCUAUCCACGGACAUCGAAGGACCAGUUCCAGUCGACCACUUUUCAGAAUCCGGGAAAAAUGUGCAAUUACCAACUAUUUACAAAGAUCGCAACAUAUUGGGUGGAUGUUUACUACCAAUGCCUUUCCCUGUUAUGUAUCCAGGAAACAGCGCGCCUUACAUUUAUUUCUCAAACGCUGGUAAAUAUUUUAGCAUUUUCGAUGCAGACGGUUGACUUUUAGGGACGUAGCCAACUCUGGCGUAGCGCUACCCAGUCGACAUCCAUGCCAGUCAAAAACGUUUGGAAUUAGAGCGCCAACUGACACGCGUUAGUAAUGUUUUUAUUUUUUUUACUUCAUUAAUAAGGAUGUCAAUAUACAUUAAGCAUCACUGAAUAUGCCCACUUUCUUCAGUGUACACACAUAUUAAUAGGCCAUUCAGUUUAUGGUAGCUCUCGUGACAUUUGCGUCAUUGACCAAAGCACGACGUGCAUGUGCCAAGUUCAGUCCUUCACAAUUGCGAAACAUUUAUUUAGUACAACGUUAUGGUUUCGAGUUGAAUUAAAUAAUUUGGCACAAGGGGAGCCUAUAUUGUCGAGAUAGCCUACACGUUAGUAUUAUUUUAUAUUAUUAUAAAGCAUUAUCAUUAUUUUUCAUAUUCUUCACACAGUUAUUUCGUCUAUGAAUACACACCAUACCAAAGUAGGAUCUAUGCAUGAAUUAUUGGACUUUUAUCCAUUUUAUUUUGUACAGUAAUGGCAUUUGAAUGAAUGUGUGUUUAUGUUUUGCUUGGUAUUUGAUGUUUGAACCAUUGCUUCACUUGAUUAGACCAACGUUAUUAUCAGCACCGUUAGUAGUUACUUGCUUCCUAUAGUUCCAUAUAAGAUGUUCUUACUAUUAUAGCUAUACUCUGUCUUGAAUUGUUGACAUAUCUUUCUUUCUGUGAAGUCGAAUUAGCGUUUAAUUUAUAUGGCCUUACCUUUGCAGUUCCAUGUUCAUUUGAAAUACACUAUUUGUCUAAAACUAUUUCAUCUUAUUAUCUAAAAGCAUUUCAAAUGACAGAUUAUAAAGCUGUUGACUUAUAUCAUGAAGAUGAUAAUAUGCAAUAAAAAUGUUGUAACGUUUUCAAUUUCUGAGCUUGUUGAAUUACAUUUGGAGUCUAGAGAAUAGUGUUAUACAGUAUAUUACUUCAGAUAUUCAACAUUCAUGUGGCAAGCUUCAAUAAGUAUUAAUGUUAUUGCUUUAUGUUUUUUUCUCUCAAGUAUUUUCUCUGAAGUUACAUAUGGAUGGAUGCCUGUCUGCAGUUUGUCUAGUUACACAUUUAAACCUUUAUUACAUUUUCAAGCAAACUGGAAUGAAUUCGGUUCAACAUUACUUAACCAUUACCGCUUAAGGUUACACAGAUAUCUUCAGUAACAGUUGUAAGAGGAACAAUGUAUCUACAUUGAAGUUGCACUUUACUUGCAAUGUAAUUAUCAUGUAAAUAGAGUUUAACCUCAAUUGAGGGUCUAAAUUAUUUUAUAUAACUACUACUAUAAGCAAGUAGGACUUGUAGGACUUAAAUGUAAGAGAAGUGACAGACGUUCAGUUCUGUGCACUACCCAAAAACCAUGCAGGGGUUGCUUGUUUCAAUAUAGGACAUAACCGGAUAGUCAAAUGAUGGUUAAUUCAUGUGUAACCUUGUGUGUUUGCUGUUUAUUCUAUGUGUGUGUGUGUGUGUGUGCUUUUAUGAUGAUCUAUGUUCCUUAUUUUCUGCUUUUGUGUGUUUGUGUUCAUGUGUGUGUUUGCAUUCGUGUGUGUGUGUGUGUGUGUGUGUAAUGGUGCAUUAUGUGUUUGCAACAGAGAAAGAAAGAAAACAAUGAAGAAGAGAAAGAAGAAGAGAUAUGGUGCUUCAUGGGUAUUUGCAUAGAGAAGGGAAAUAGCGGCUUGUGGAGAGAUCUUUCCUAAAGGGCCACGCUGGCUGCACUUCCACAGUGUUUCCGGGUCACCAACCCCUUCAGUGGCAGAGCCUCGCGCUGCUUUCUCCCUGUCACAGCCGCUCAAAGGCCUGCCACUGUUAACCUGUUCACUCAACCACUUAGUCUGCACUCAAAUCAGUUGUUUUCUCUACUAAAUUCCAGCCUCUCAUCCCUUGUUAAAGAUUGAACACUGUACAUAUGAAAUCCAAUUGGCCCUUUCAAAACAUGAAGAAAUAAAAAGUGAAAUGGGAAGUGAAAAUAAAAACGUGACAAGGGUGUUU